Messenger RNA from Myxocyprinus asiaticus (Chinese sucker), 2298 nucleotides. Its product is annotated as dual specificity protein phosphatase 12-like. Gene Ontology annotation, cellular component: nucleus. NCBI's taxonomy places the organism in Eukaryota, Metazoa, Chordata, Actinopteri, Cypriniformes, Catostomidae. Gene Ontology annotation, biological process: protein dephosphorylation. Gene Ontology annotation, molecular function: protein tyrosine/serine/threonine phosphatase activity. The record is from RefSeq and is a predicted model, not a curated record. The transcript is spliced from 7 exons. Bases 48 to 965 code for a protein of 305 amino acids.
CUUUUAUUUUCCUGGACCUACACAUUGAUCACAGGUUACACUAAACCAUGAUAGCAGUGGAGUCUGGACUCUACAUCGGUUCUGUGUCCGAUCUGAGGGAUACUCAAAGCCUGUCAGAUGCAGGUAUAACCCACAUACUCACUGUUGACUCAGAGGAAGCUGCUGUGACCGGAUUCCACACGAGAUUUGUCCGGGCUCUGGAUGAUGCAUCCACAGAUCUCCUGAGCAAACUGGAUGACUGUAUCAGCUUCAUAUGUGACGCUCUCAAUACACAACCUGAGUCCAAACCACCAGCAGUCCUUGUGCAUUGUCAUGUGGGGCAAAGUCGAAGUGCUGCUGUAGUGACGGCUUAUCUCAUGAAAACACAAAACCUGAGUUUACAGGAUGCCUAUACUAAACUUCAAAACUUAAAGCCAGAUGUGAAAAUGAAUGAAGAGUUUCUGGACCAGUUGUCACUUUAUGAAUUAAUGGAUUGUAAACUAGACUCCACAAAUCCCUUAUACAAACAGUUUAGAUUGAAGAAAAUUACAGAGAAAUAUCCAGAGCUCCAGAAUGUGCCAAAAGAUGUCUUCGCUGUUGACCCUGCCCAAACCCAGAAUUUAGAGGCUGUUUACAGAUGUAGAAAGUGCAGGCGCACACUCUUCCGCCAUUCCAGCAUUCUCAGUCACUGUGUUGGAGGCGGAGCCUCAGCGUUUACUCAUAAGAAGACAAGGACAGUGACCCCUUCGGCUGAAGAUGAGAAACAGUGCACAUCCUACUUCAUAGAGCCAGUGCAGUGGAUGGAGCAGGCCUUACUAGGUGUCAUGGAUGGACAGCUGUUGUGCCCCAAAUGCAGCUCAAAACUGGGCUCCUUUAACUGGUAUGGUGAGCAAUGUUCGUGUGGGCGCUGGGUGACACCAGCCUUCCAGAUGCACAAGAACAGAUUGGAUGAAAUCAAACACAUCAAUGUAUCUGCACUAAAAUGAUGCACAAAUAAAAAUUUGUGUGCCAUAUUCAGGAUUUGUUGUUUUUUUUUUUUUUUUUAUUAGCAUUGUACAUUGAAAAAAUAUAUAUGGUGAGGCAUUAUUAUUUUAUAUUAAUUAUUUAAUAAUUUCAUAUUUGUUAUGUGAUAAACAGAGUACAGGGCCCAUUGCUUUACUCUGGACAGAAAAGUGACCCUUUUGGCACUUUAUCUUUAUCCAGUUAUGCAUGUUUGUUUAAUUAAUGAUUGUUUCUUUGCAUUAAUGAAUGUGGACAGUUGACUUAAAGGAAUAUUCCGGGUUCAAUACAAGUUAAGCUCAGUCGACAGCGUUUGUGGCAUAACAUUGAUUAUCACAAAAAUGAAUUUUGACUCGCCCCUCCUUUUCUUUAAAAAAAGCAAAAAUCUGUGUUGCAGUGAGGCACUUACUAUGAAAGUGAAUGGGGCCAAUUAAUGAACGUUAAAAUACUCACUGUUUCAAAAGUAUAGCCACAAGACAAAAAGGAUAUACGUGCAAACAUGAUUUUAGUGUGAUAAAAUCACUUACUUUUCUAUGUGAAGUUAUAUCUUAUUUUACAACUUCAUAGCCAUGACGAUGUAAUGUCAACAAACCCUAAAACGACUGUAAAAAUAUCAAUUUAAACAAUGUUACAGCUCAAAUAAUACACGUUUUAACAGAAGAAUUAAUGUAAGUGCUUUUAUGAAAUUAUAAGAUUCACAUUUGUGUUUAAACCCUAAAAAAACUGGCCCCAUUCACUUCCGUUGUAAACACCUCACUGUAACCUUGAUUUUUUUUUUUUUUUACGAAAACGAGGCAUGAGUCGAAAUUAAUUUUUGUGGGAAUCAACAUUAUGCCACAAAUGCUGUCAAUUGAGCUUAACUUGUGUUGAACCCGGAAAAUUCCUUUAACCAGCAGGCUUAAUUUUUAUACGAAUGAACGUUAAUAUUUAGAUAAAACAUUUUGUAAUUUGUCUCAAAGACCUUGCAUGCACCACAACAUUAGAUUUUCGUUCCUGUAGGUGGCGCCAUAUAACCUGUACUGUACAAUUGCAGCAGGCUCUCUACAACAAAUAACAGGGUAUGAUAUUUGCUGUGUUGGAACUCAAGUAGCCAUCACAUGCAUUGAAAGCUCUGGGCAUAAUGCCUUUUUGGUGCAAUCAUUUUAAGAGCAGUCUCAUACAGAAUUCAGUUAAGAGCCAGUAUCUGUGUUUUUGACAAUAAAACUUUGAAAAGGGCAUGCCCUGUGCAUUUGUAUUCAUUUUAUCACCAAUAAAAAUAAAUAUGUACCAUAGUUUCCUUUUGACUCCCAGCUGGUAUAGUGGUGUGUUUAUUGAGAGAGU